This is a messenger RNA of Cyclopterus lumpus (lumpfish), 2132 nucleotides long. RefSeq names its product cytochrome P450 2U1 (gene cyp2u1). The coding region runs from base 150 to 1739 and encodes 529 amino acids. NCBI's taxonomy places the organism in Eukaryota, Metazoa, Chordata, Actinopteri, Perciformes, Cyclopteridae. Gene Ontology annotation, cellular component: intracellular membrane-bounded organelle; cytoplasm. Gene Ontology annotation, biological process: xenobiotic metabolic process. The transcript is spliced from 5 exons. The record is from RefSeq and is a predicted model, not a curated record. Gene Ontology annotation, molecular function: heme binding; oxidoreductase activity, acting on paired donors, with incorporation or reduction of molecular oxygen, reduced flavin or flavoprotein as one donor, and incorporation of one atom of oxygen; iron ion binding.
GAUGUUGCUGUUUCACAACACCACAGGAAGCGCACGAGCUGCGCCGUGUUCUUUAACCUAGUUGGUAUAUUGUAGAUUUUACUGUUACUGUGUGAAUACUCCUAAACAUGGGAUAGCAUUGUCGGCCCACUGAGUUUAACUUUGACACCAUGGUGUCGCUGUCGUGGCUGCAGCGUCUGAGCAGCGCUUUACUGUCGCGAGGCGACAGUGCAGCUCUGCUCGUGUUCCUGCUCGUGCUCUGUUUACUUUAUGUUCGUCAGAAGCGACGGGACCUCGCGAAAAUCCCACCGGGACCGCCGCCGUGGCCGCUAGUCGGGAACUUCGGCUUCUUCUUCGUGCCCUCUUUCAUCCGGAGGAGGUUUGGACCGAAAUCUGACAGCGCCGACAAAAACGCGAUGAUUGCUUUAACGGAAAAAGCCGAAGUUUAUGGCAACAUGUUCAGUAUUUUUGUCGGGAGCCAGUUGAUGGUGGUGCUGAACGGAUAUGAGGUGGUCAAGGAUGCGCUUUCAAACCAUCCCGAGGUGUUCUCCGACAGACCAGAUAUCCCCACUGUCACCAUCAUGACCAAACGCAAAGGAAUAGUCUUUGCACCUUACGGGCCAGUGUGGAGAAAGCAGCGUAAGUUUUGCCACACCACACUCCGAAACUUUGGCCUGGGGAAACUGAGCUUGGAGCCUUGCAUCCAGCAAGGCCUGGCUACCCUCAAGACGGAGCUGCUGCAGCUGAGUGAGAAGUCUGCUGCCACCGGGUUGAACCUGGCCCCGCUGAUUAGCAACGCCGUGUCAAACGUCAUCUGCUCACUGAUCCUGGGACAGCGUUUCCACCACGAGGACCCCGAGUUCCGCAACAUGCUGGGCCUGAUGGAUCGUGGGCUGGAGAUCUGCGUGAACAGCCCUGCGGUCCUCAUCAACAUCUUCCCCCUGCUGUACUACCUGCCUUUUGGGGUAUUCAAGGAGUUGCGUCAGGUGGAAGAAGACAUCACAGCGUUUCUGAAGAGAAUUAUUGUCAAGCACCGGGAAACAUUAGACCCAGAUCACCCGAGGGAUCUUGUGGACAUGUACUUGAUGGAGAUGGUGGCCAAGCAAGCUGCUGGAGAGGAGAACAGCAGCUUCACAGAAGACUAUCUCUUUUAUAUAAUAGGAGAUCUCUUCAUCGCUGGCACUGACACCACCGCAAACUCAGUUUUGUGGAUUCUGCUCUACAUGGUCCUGCACCCUGAUAUCCAAGACAAGGUCCAGAGAGAGAUCGAUGAAGUGGUGGGCGUACAGCGGAUCCUGUCUUUGACUGACAAGGGAAGUUUGCCUUUUACUGAAGCCACCAUCAUGGAGGUGCAGAGACUGACUGUUGCGGUCCCUCUGGCUAUUCCUCACAUGGCCUCCGAGACAACAGAGUUCAGAGGCUACACUAUUCCGAAAGGAACAGUUAUUGUUCCCAACCUGUGGUCUGUUCAUAGAGAUCCUACAGUAUGGGACGAGCCCGACAGUUUCAACCCAGCACGCUUCUUAGACGAGGAGGGAAAGGUGUUCAGGAAAGAGUGCUUCAUACCAUUCGGGAUUGGUCGCAGAGUGUGCAUGGGUGAACAGCUGGCGAAGAUGGAGCUGUUCCUGACGGUUACCAGCUUACUGCAGGCCUUCAAAUUCAGCCUGCCAGAGGGAACGCCUCCUCCUACGCUGAACGGACGAUUCGGCCUGACGCUGGCUCCCUGCCUAUACAAUGUGUGCGUGAGCCCUCGUAGUUGAAACACUGGAAUAUUUGAUUCUCUCCAAAUCAAAGACCUUGACCAACCGCAAGACAAUAUAAUCUGUGUUAUAUUAAAAAGGAUAUGAACAAAGUACGUUUUUAUUUUUAUUUGAUGUAUGUAUCAUUUUGCUAAUGCAGUUAUGGCUGCAUAGCAUGUUCAUCUUUACAAUGUUAUGAUCCAAAGCAGCUUCUAAUUAUCUCCUUUGAGAUGCUGGAACCAGCAAAUGUUUAAUAUAUUUACUUAUAUUAUAUAUUUACUUAUUUAUAUGUGUGUAUAUAUAUAUAUAUAUACUUGAUAAUCAAGUAACAAUUAAGGUCAGUUUUAUGAUGCAUAAAGAGAUGCACUGAGAGAUUAGUACAUGUUUAUUAGAUUUUUCAGUUAAAAAAUUAUU